Molecule: messenger RNA, 1361 nt
Organism: Ectocarpus sp. CCAP 1310/34
Lineage: Eukaryota; Phaeophyceae; Ectocarpales; Ectocarpaceae
Source: the annotation of a GenBank genome assembly
GCUGAAACGCUGCAACCUGCUACAACCCUGCUCUGUACUAGCUUAUGCUGCUGAGAGAAGAAAUCUAAUGAAGUGCGUCACGUUCCUCUUGUCCGCCUCCAUCGUGACUCUCUCCCCAUCGCGAGAUGGGGGUGCGUUGGGGUUUGUUUUAGGACCUGGACUAGCGAUGAGGCGAGGUAAGCCGACGACGACACACGAUCGGCGGCGCAUGUGUCAUCAUCAUGGACUUGCAAGUCCCUCCAGCAGCGGCAGCAUCUGUGAUAGCAGAACCUCGGGUGGAGCACGUUGGAGGACUAUCCCCCGAGCGCUCGGGGGCACGAGUUCACCGAGCGAUGGCGCAGACGAUGGCAGUAGCGGCGGAAGCAGCAGCAGCGUUGGGGACGGUGCGGGUGGUCUAUCGGGCGACGGAGCGGACGGGGCAAAAGGGGAAGAGGAAGCAGAGCAGCAAUCCUUGGCAAGCCUGGUGGAGUCCACCUUCGUGCUGGCGGCAGCGGGGAACAGCUACGAGAUGGGCCUCAAAGCCUUCAUUUCGACGAUCAAGGAGGCGUACGAGAGGGGGUACACGGUCCCGGCGUUGACAAUGGAGGUCUCUUUCGUCCCUACAAAGACGGCGGGGCGCGAUCUUCACCCGGAUGAAGUCGAGCUUCGAUCGGUCUGGAUCGCUCUCGUCUACCUCACGCUCGAGAAUGCCAAUUGGCCGCAGAAGGUUCAACGAGCACAUGAGAUCUCAGCGCCUUUCAUGGACCGGUUUGCGGAAUUUGUCAAGAAGGUGAUGAACGGCGCUGCCUCGGGACACACCCUCCAGACGCUGAAGCUUGAGGAGGUGAUGAGAAGAGGAGCGGAGCCACGAACUCCGAUGGAGGCCGCCGUUCUCUCGCAAAGCAUGCGAAUAGUCUUCGCUACGCUAGACCUCAUGAAGGAAGGAUGGAGUGGAUAACAUUUGCUCCCCGUCGUAGUUUUCGUUUAAGGAUGGGAUUGGAUCAUAUUUGUGGGGAUGGGGAUAGAUCUAGAUGGGACGGCUUGCAAGAUUAUACGAAGAAAUCAUGGAGGUGCUGUGGGCGAUUAUGACUCAAGUCGUCCUUUUCCAUGCAUGUGUUUGAUUUCCUCUUUUCCGUCUUGGUGAGGUAGCGCGUCCGUGAUGUCUGGGCGAGGGAGUCAUCUGCUCAACGGCCAACUUUGCCUUCGUAUCGUGUGAUUUGUUCUGGUCCUGCUUGCGCAUCUUGCGCAUUCCCCGGAAGAGGUCUCCGAAUCUUAGCCAUGCCCCUCAAAACAAGAGGCGUUCUGCACCGCCCUCGUUUCUGAACACGGUCGGCUGCGCAUAACUAGGAUGUUGUUGCUCACACUAGCAGCGCAUUACGCGU